Penicillium alfredii is the source of this 2181-nucleotide messenger RNA. RefSeq lists its product as uncharacterized. The transcript has a single exon. The record is from RefSeq and is a predicted model, not a curated record. Lineage: Eukaryota; Fungi; Ascomycota; Eurotiomycetes; Eurotiales; Aspergillaceae. Bases 1 to 2181 code for a protein of 726 amino acids.
AUGUCCGACAACAGCAACAACCCUCACCACCCCGGUGUCCGCAGCCUGUUGGCCAAAUUCGAGAAUAGCCAGAGCCCCAUCACCUCCCCGCCUUCGCGUGGGAGAUCACCAGCUGGCUCCGACACCUCGGGAACAACAAGACCACUGUCCAAGGUCCGUGCUAGCUUUGUCACAGUGGAGGGGGUGAUUCAAUCCAACCCUGCCUCGCCAUUGAGGAAAACAAGUGGGCGGAGUGACAGCCCUGGGAUUUUCGGGCCGAAGAUCAAUGCAGAGGACGGAGAUUCAAGCCGGGGUGUGUUGUCUCCCUCGCCCACUGGCAGGCUAGACACUGAUCCAAAAGCCACCUUUGAGCAACCAGCGACCGAUGUUCAAUCAGGGGAAACUGCAGAGACUGCUCCAAAGCAAAAUGCCACGGACAAAGAAGAGCCCGCUCAUGCUGAAGCUGCUGCUCAGCCAAAGAAAGCUCCAACACCCAAGAAGGAGGCCCCUGCUCCCAAUGCGCCCACCUCCACAACCCCUGAGGCUCCACAACAAAAACCAAGCGCACCAAAGACCCUCGCUAAACGGCCAUCCAACAUCAACUCCACAAAGACUGCAGCAAACAAGCAUACAUCUACCACGGCGACCUCGACGGUAGCGAAGCCUUCAACGAACAAUACCACAUCCAAACCCUCGGCUCGCGAGAUGGCUAAGGAGCGGGCCAAUGCUCUUGCCCACAAGCCAAGUCGAGCUUCUCUGAACCCCGUGAGCAAGACGACUGCGCGCUCGGUCCGUGGGUCGACCCCAUCGCAGGAUGGAACGGCCUCGGCUGCAGAUGCUUCCCACAAACCGCGAACAAAAUCACCGACCAAGCCCGUUCGUCUUCCGUCGUCUAUGACAGCGCCGACCCAAGCCUCUGCGGCGAAGCUGGGAAGUACGGGACCAUCGAGCACCCGAACCAACACUGCUUCGACCCUCACAAGAAAACCUUCUUCGCUCAAGAGCGCCACAGGCGGAGCUCAGACGCGCACAGCUACGACCACAGCGGCCAGCGUUCGAAAGCAGUCGUCUCGUCCCUCGCUUCCCACUCAGUCAUUCAAUGAACGGCCGAGCUCUCGUGCCAGUGAUGUGGGAUCCAAGCCUGUCAACGAGGGAUUCCUUGCGCGGAUGAUGCGUCCCACUGCAAGCUCUGCCAGCAAAACCAAUGACAAAACAGAUGGCAGACCUGCAAAGACUGCUGCUGCUCCGAAGGCCCCGAGAACAUCCACUGGAAAGACGCCUGAUCGCGUUACGUCCCAACCAAAGGCCAAGGUUGCAGCUUUGCGGCCGCACAGUGAGAAGUCCCAGGCUUUGAACAAGGACUCCUCCCUGCCAAAGAGUGAAGCAAAGCCUCUUCAGAAGGGCCAUGAGAGUGAGAAGGAGAAUAUUGAGGAGGCUACCCCUGCAGUUCCAGAGUCAACGGCUAUGGAGUCUGAGAAAGAUACCACCCCGGAGCACCCCAAUGUCUCUUCCGAACCAAAUGCCAGCGAAGCAGCUGAUGCCCCAGUCGAAUCUCCUAUCCCCGAGGCUCCCGCUGAACUAUCUGCAGAGCCUGUCGCAAAGCCAAUUGACCCCUCCCCUGAGUCCGCUGCUGCAGAGGUUGUUGUCGAAAAUUCACCGGAACCUGCCACGAAUGAGGUACCUGCCGCCCCAGCCGAGCCUACCGAGGCCCCGGCCAACACUAGAGACAAUGGGGUUGAGGCACCAGUGGAGUCUGUUACCUUGCCUGAAUCUGCUCAGGUACCUGUUAAGGCUGAAAGCGAGGCUGAGGACAAGGCUGAGGAGAAUAACACUGAGGGGCCGGUCGAGUCUGCUGCCUCGCCUGGACCUGCUCAAGUCCCUGCUAAGGCCGAUGAUGAGACUCCUGUUGAAACGCCUGCCGAGUCGAAGGAAAAAGAUGCGCACAGUGAAACCCCGGUUGAAACCGCGGUCGCUGCCGAUGCCCCGGAGGACUCUACCCCCGCUCAAGCUGAGAAGUCUGUUGAAGAGCCGGAGAGUACCCCUGUCAACCAGACUGUUGAUACCGAUUCAAAGCUCACCGAGGAGCCAGAAAUCUCCCAGCCCGCACCAGAGGUUCAAGAAGCCCUCAAGACAUCCAAGCCCCAUGCCCAGGCCUCUGGCGAAGAUGCUAAUCUCUCUGCUUCUGAUGCCACCGUCCCCUAA